CCGGGACGCACCACCCAAAUGGCUGGAUUAUAUACAUAAGGCAGCUGGAGAAGGGCAGCCCAGCCUCUGGACUGGAGACGUUUAGGGCAGAGGACAGGGUAUGCCAGCCAUACCCGGAAGCAGGGAGGACCUUUACAAAUUUAUUUCCUUGGGGCAGAAGAGAUGACGUUAAGAGCUCUUGUAAAGGACCAUGGUCUGGUUUCCAGCUCCCAAGCCUGGAUAAGCUCUGGAUCUUGCGACCUCCGACCCGUCCCGGACAACCAAGAAGUUUUCUGCCAUCCCGUGACCGACCAAAGUCUGAUCGUGGAACUUCUGGAGAUGCAGGCCCACGUGCGGGGCGAAGCGGCUGCGCGGUACCACUUUGAGGACGUUGGCAGGGUGCAGGGGGCUAGGACCGUGCACGUGUUAUCUGUGCAGCCUCUCUGUUUGGAGAACUUAUCUCUGAGGGGCUGCUGUCAAGAUGCCUGGUUCCUUUCUGGCAAGCAGCAGGUAGCUAAAGAAAACCAGCAGGUAGCAAAGGAUGUCACACUACAUCAGGCGUUGCUUCGGCUGCCCCAGUACCAGACUGACCUCUUGCUCACCUUCAAUCAGCCCCCCAGGUCUCAUGGCCCUGAAAAUCUAUCAUGUCCACCUUGGAGCCUGGGUAACUUUGAACAACUGGUGACUAGUUUGACUCUUCAUGAUCCCAACAUCUUUGGUCCCCAGUAAAGAUGGAGGAGCACAACAUACUGAUGCUGAGGACUCAGGGACCUGGUUCUGAGAGGGGGAGUGUCUACUUCUUCCCUGGACAUAAACAUAAGACACCUCCUCUGCGGAAAUAAACUUGCUUUAUAAACA
Mesocricetus auratus (golden hamster) is the source of this 837-nucleotide messenger RNA. RefSeq names its product RAN guanine nucleotide release factor (gene Rangrf). The coding region runs from base 163 to 708 and encodes 181 amino acids. The record is from RefSeq and is a predicted model, not a curated record. Gene Ontology annotation, cellular component: nucleus. The transcript has 6 exons. Gene Ontology annotation, biological process: protein import into nucleus; regulation of membrane depolarization; regulation of sodium ion transmembrane transporter activity. NCBI's taxonomy places the organism in Eukaryota, Metazoa, Chordata, Mammalia, Rodentia, Cricetidae. Gene Ontology annotation, molecular function: small GTPase binding; sodium channel regulator activity; guanyl-nucleotide exchange factor activity.